Messenger RNA from Schistosoma bovis, 1417 nucleotides. Lineage: Eukaryota; Metazoa; Platyhelminthes; Trematoda; Strigeidida; Schistosomatidae. The record is from the annotation of a GenBank genome assembly.
GAAAGAAAUCUGCAAAGGGCUGGCUUGUGUUGAUCCCUCACGACUCCCUGGCUGGGGUCCGAGAGAUGGUGCUACACAGUGGCUAGAGACCUUAUCAGAUAUGGCUCAGAAUAGAAGCCAGUGGCGAUCCUGCUGUAACCUUCUUUUAUUUUCUUCAUAAAAAGUGAUUUCUUCUGAUUGUGCCUUUUCGUUUCCCCCAUUAUUACUACGCUACCUUACCUUAUUUUGUUCGUUAUUGCUCUUUUUUGACACUCCUCACCUUUUUCCUUCUCCUCUUCAAAUUCCCAUGGUUUUGUGUGGCGCAUAUAUAUUUGGUGCCCCUUUAUACCAAUAUUUAUGUGUUCAAAUAAAUAAAUAAUACUCAUAGUGACUAUUCAUUUUAUUUAAAACAUAUUGACACGUUUAGAAAUGUCAAACCGAAAGUAUUUUAUGAUUUCUUACUGUUAUCUAUUCACCAAUAGGUAUAGGUUUAUUCGUUCGUCUUUGAGCCGUACUUUUUGUAUGAUAGCCUAUUCUACUGAAAUGCUCAAAGAGAACUAGUGAAAGUAGGAUAUCAGUCCGUUACCUGUAAUACCCUUUCCAUUCAAUCGUCAGUUAAUGCACAAUUCUCUGGACAAUAUUUUAUUAGGACACUGUUUUUUUUCUACUAAAUAUACUGAGAUAUAAAAACAUUUCGCCUUGAAACUUUCAUAGACGAAAGGAAAAUCUAUGCUAACACCAAAAGAUGGCUGUAUUUUUUGCUCCAUUGCUUACGGAAAGACAAAUCAAACAAUCUGUUUCGAAACCAAUGAUUUAGUGAUAUUUCAUGAUCACCUACCGAAAGCUCAGUAUCACUUCCAAUGUGUUCCUAAAAAGCACAUAAGGAACGCUAAAUAUUUGACCUAUGAAGAUAUACCACUAGUUAUGGAUAUGAUGAAUUGCGGAAAGAAUUAUCUCAUUAGUCAAUUGAAAUUGGACCCAGACGAUUUCUUGUUUGGAUUUCAUUGGCCACCAUUCAAUAGUGUCCAUCAUUUACACAUGCACAUCCUUGGACCUAAACAACUUAUGAGCUUUAAUCUAAUGUUUGAUCCGCGGUUUCAUAUUUUCCGAAAGGUUGAGAGAGUUUUGGACGAUUUAAAAAAGCUCAAAAUUGAAAGGAAGAAGUGAAAUAGGUCGACCUCAAGCAGUCCAAUGAAUAACUCAAUAUUUAGUUGGCUUCGUUUGCGUGCUUUCAUAUUUUCUUUUCUAUUUUGCUGAUCAUCAAAUCAAUGUAGAUAGUUCUUUUUUACCGUGCUUUCGAAUCAUGUAAUUUGAUAUACAGUCUACUAUUUCUCAGAACAAUCUUAAAAGCCGUUGUGAUAUUCUUUCGACAAAAAGUAUGUUUUCAUUAUUUUAUCAGAUGCGAUUCUCAAUGAAUUAUAUUUUCUAUGAUAUCUUU